Molecule: messenger RNA, 1201 nt
Organism: Dermatophagoides farinae (American house dust mite)
Lineage: Eukaryota; Metazoa; Arthropoda; Arachnida; Sarcoptiformes; Pyroglyphidae
Source: RefSeq, a predicted model, not a curated record
AUUGUCAUUGUCGUUUUGAAGAUAGAUUUCAUUUUCGAUUUCUAAUACAUUCAAAUUCUAUUCACUUUUUUGUUUACGUUUCUAUUAUUUGCUUUCAUGGAAAAUUGUUGACACAAUUUUUACCAAACAGGAGACUAAGAAUGAGAAAAAAACAAUAUAUUUCAAAUUAAUUGAAUUGGAUCGAUCGAUUGAAUGUAAUGAUCUCAACAUGUGGUCAUCAAUGACGUCGUCAUUGGUGGUGGUGAUGUCGAUCAAAUCAAAUUGGUAUAAAUGGGCGGACAAUAUAAUUCUUUUCAAUUUUCAAAUUCGGAGAUUCUUUUUGAUUCUAUUACAUUCAUGACUUCUAUUGACAAUCGGGCAAUUGAAGCUUGAUUGAUUUUUGAUUAUUAGAUGAAAAACAACGACCUCCUAUUUCUAUAUUAACAAAAUAUUGAUUCAUUAGAUAUUGAUUAUUUGUUUAUACAGCUUAUUCGAUAUAUUCACCUGUUGAUAAAUUUAUUAAAUAUGAAACAGUGAUUAAGGUAAUCAAGAUUCUACAAAACUGGCGCCAACAUCCACGAAUAAAUCAUUUUAUCCAUUGUGAUUGAACAUAAAACUUCAAAAUGAAUGCUCGUAUUUCGAUCUUUUUUUUUGCCGCAUUUUUCACUUUAACCAUGAAUUGUUUUGCACAAAACAUUGAAACAGUUCCACCUGAGCGAUUGUUAUCACAUGAAAAUACUGCCAAAAUCGAUGAGAUGCAACAGCAUGGUUUAAAAUUACGAAAACGAAUUUGUGAAUUAGAUGAAGAUGAAGCUCGUUCAUUGAAUGAUAAGAUGAAUGAAUGUAAUCGUUUGAAUCAUGUCUAUCAAAUUGAAGAAUUAUUAAAACAAUGUCGACAACUUAAAGACAUGUCUAAAGCACUCAACUAUUUAGAAUUCGAAAGACAAGAAUGUCUUUAUGAAGAAUGUCAUCUUGAGAUUAUGGCGUCUUCCGAAUAUAAACGAAUCAUGCAAGAAUGGGAAAGAUUAUCACCUAUGGAACGAUUGAAUCGAGAUCAUCAACGUUUUAAAUGUGCAAUUGAAGCUCUAGGAAUCACUUCAUCAUAAACAAUACAGCAACAUAAUUAAUGGUUGAAUUUUAUUCUCGUGUGGAAUAAACUACAGAAUCUACAUCAAAUUCAACUUUUAUGUAGUUCAAUUCAUGAUAACAAUAAAUAUUCAUU